CUUAAUUUGGUCUUUUCUUUUCAAACGUGCUUUAUAUUGAAAAUAAAUAAUGGCGUAAAGUUUAAACCAUAUUAGAAUAUGAACACGCAGAAUCUGACGUCCAGGUGCAGGAAACAGGCAAAGUAUGUUGGUGGGACAAUUAAAACAUUGCCAACCCUGCAUCUUAUACGCAAGAAAUUACUGUAAUCUGUUUAAUGACACCAGUUCCUUGACCCUAUAUAAACAGGUUUCGGGUUUACUGUGGAAAUGUGGAGUCUUGAUGAAGAAGACAGGCAGUUAAAGUUUAUGAGGUAAUAAAAAAUGCACAAAAAACAAGCAGAAAUUGCCUCUUUUUCUUCUUCUUCUUCUGAGUCUAAGCAGCGAUUCCUAUGCGAGCGUUUCUAAGUACACAUACUCUUUUUCUCGUUUCUCUGCAACAAAAAUCCCAUCUUUUUCCUUUUAUCUUGUUGUUUUUAUCCUCAUUAAGCUGCCCUCCUCCCUGCCCCACACCCACCCAGACACGAGCAAUAACCCCCCACCCCCACCCUCCACCGAACAGAGUUCACAUUUAGGGGUGACUAUCUCCCUCAUUUCAGCCGGAUAAACCGGUGUUUUUUUCACAGAUCCAAAAGGAGGGUACUCUUUAAGAGACUGGGUAUUCCUUCUUUUUCUCUGACUGGCUUCCUAUUCCGUAAAUUUUUUCAAGACGGAAAAAAGCACCUGUGUACUGUUUUUUUUCUCGGGAUGGACUAAAGGCCCUCUGAUGGCAAGUUCUUCUUUUUCUAAUCAUUUUUUAAUGAGGAAGUUGGGGCGUGUUCUUCCUGGGAAAGAUUUGGAUUUCUGGUUGUCAAUUGUGUUCUUGUGAACUUUCUUCAUUUCUGGAAUUCUGGGUCUAGAGAAAGCGAGGAUUCAAGAAUGGAGGAUGAGAGCAACUUUAGAAACUGGGCUGAGUUAAUACCAGAUGCCCUUGGGCUGAUUUUCAAUAACCUGUCAAUUCAGGAUGUGCUUACUGUUGUUCCAAGGGUUUGCAAAUCAUGGGAACGAGCUGUGGUGGGGCCCUACUGUUGGCAGGAAAUAGACAUCGAGGAAUGGAGCAAGAACAUGCCGGCCGAGUAUGUUGAUCGGAUGCUUCAACUGCUGAUCACAAGGUCCCAGGGCUCACUCCGUAAGCUCAACGUUACUGGUGUAUCUAAUAAAGAUACGUUUACUCUCAUUGCUAACAAUGCCAAAUCUUUGCAGAGUUUGGGCUUGCCAAGAAGUGAUAUGGAUGAUGUUGCAGUGGAAGAGCUCGCUGAAAUGUUCAGUAACAUAACUGUCUUAGACAUCAGCUACUGCAACAACAUGGGGGACAUAGCUCUUGACGCGUUUGGAAGGCAUUGCAAGAACCUCACCACUUUUCGCAGAGCAAUGCACCCUCUGGAGGUCAUUGACAAGGUCUGCCAAGAUGAUGAAGCCUUAACGAUUGCUGCCUCCAUGCCAAACCUCAAACAGCUUGAGAUCCCUUACAUGCUGGUAAGCACA
Messenger RNA from Cuscuta epithymum, 1500 nucleotides. The record is from the annotation of a GenBank genome assembly. Lineage: Eukaryota; Viridiplantae; Streptophyta; Magnoliopsida; Solanales; Convolvulaceae.